Messenger RNA from Anopheles funestus (African malaria mosquito), 2875 nucleotides. Its product is annotated as beta-ureidopropionase. The transcript has 4 exons. Gene Ontology annotation, molecular function: beta-ureidopropionase activity. Bases 775 to 1935 code for a protein of 386 amino acids. The record is from RefSeq and is a predicted model, not a curated record. NCBI's taxonomy places the organism in Eukaryota, Metazoa, Arthropoda, Insecta, Diptera, Culicidae.
CCGCGACUUACUGCUAUGUGACCGCGACUACCUGUUCAUAUCCCAAGAGGCAUAGAUGCAGAAGAAUUAAAAAAAAAUUACAGGACCUUUUUUUACAAGAAUUGAUUUUUUUCUAUUAAAGGAUUUUUUUAAUAUACAGCAUAUCUUCCCAAAUCUUAGGUUGAGAUUCACUCAAUCCUUUUAGUGCUUUCUAUAAGACACUCAAACAUGUGCGUGCCUAGAAAGAACGGUUCAUAGUUGAAGAUUAGAUUACAAUUAUUUACAUCAGCCGUUUAAAGAGUACAAACGUUUGCUCAUGUUACCAUCAAUGCUCUUGGCGGUGAGAAAACCUGAGGUGUCGACCGGCCAGAACCGGCGGCUAGAAGAUUGAGGAAACAGAUUAUGUAAUCUGGAGAGUGAAAGUGGGAGAACCCUGACAUCGAUAGACCGCGGGAGCCCGAUGAAAAAUGUGUUCUCACUCAUGUUGAUUCCAAAAUUCUCUUUUUCUCUUGUAUCGCGCAAUGCACUGAGCCGAGUCGAAGUGCGCAAUGCUAGGUUGAAAUGCGCAACGACGACUACCGCUGCUCGUUUCACUUACGGUUUAGUGAACAAUUGGGUGCGUUCAAGUGCAAGUGUCUUGCCGUGGCCGUGUUACAUUGUGUUGAUCAUUGCCCCCAAAACAAUCAUACGUCGUUCAUUAGGUACGAGACUGUUUGGAAAUUACAUCGGCAAGCUGUAGAGUGUAUUGAUAGAUAGUUUACUUUUAAAUCGAAAGUAAAACGUUAACACAGUAGUAUGUCUGAAUCGAAUUUCAAAAGUCUAGAAGCCACUCUAAACAAAUAUAUUCCCCCGGAAGAGCUGCGUGAAGUGAAACGAGUGCUGUAUGGAAGGCCAGACGACAAUGUGUUACAAUUCUCCGAGGAAACCAUUUCCCUGGCCAAAGAUGUGGAUAUCGAGCUGAAAGGGUACGUUUUUAGUGCCCGGAAGGAGGAUCUACGGCGGCCAAGAAUAGUGCGGGUAGCAGCAGUACAAAAUACGGUGGACAUUCCGACCACGGCACCGAUUCAUGUGCAGCGUGAUGCGCUGCAUGAGAAGAUUUCGAACAUUUUGCGUGUUGCCGUAACUGCCGGUGUCAAUAUCGUAUGCCUUCAGGAAGCUUGGACCAUGCCUUUUGCAUUCUGUACGCGCGAAAAGUUUCCCUGGUGCGAGUUUGCUGAAGAUGUGGAAAAUGGACCAACGACGAAGAUGUUGAAAGAGUUAGCCAAACAGUACAACAUGGUGAUCAUUUCGCCCAUCCUGGAACGUGAUGCAAAUCAUCACGAUACGAUCUGGAAUACGGCUGUGGUCAUUUCCAACAAUGGUUCCUACAUUGGCAAACAUCGGAAGAACCAUAUACCACGCGUGGGUGAUUUCAAUGAGUCUACCUAUUACUACGAGGGCGACACAGGACAUCCGGUGUUUGAGACACAGUUCGGACGCAUUGGCAUUAACAUUUGUUACGGACGCCAUCAUCCACAGAACUGGAUGAUGUUUGGCGUAAAUGGAGCAGAGAUUGUAUUCAAUCCAUCGGCCACUGUAGGUGGAUUAAGUGAACCACUGUGGGGAAUUGAAGCUCGUAAUGCAGCCAUCGCUAACAGCUUCUUUACCGUCGCAAUCAAUCGAGUCGGUACGGAAGUCUUUCCGAACGAGUUCACCUCCGGCAAUGGACUGCCCGCUCACAAAGAUUUUGGCCCAUUUUAUGGUUCGUCUUACGUGGCUGCUCCGGAUGGUUCGCGGACGCCUGGACUGUCGCGCGAUAAGGAUGGUCUGUUGGUGGCCGAGAUGGAUUUGAACCUCUGUCGGCAGAUAAAGGAUUUCUGGGGCUUCCAAAUGACUCAGCGUUUACCACUGUACGCGGAAAGCUUAGCAAAGGCCAUUAAACCCGACUACAAACCACAGAUUGUGCGGGAAAACUAAACCAAAACCAGUUAAUUCCUAUUUCCAAAAUGGAAAAUAUUAUGAAAUUUCUGUGUACAGCCGCUAACUAAUUAUAAUGGAUGUAAAUUAGUUCCAUUCCUCAAACAGAAUGAUAAGAACAAGGAAUCAGAAUGUUUUUUCAAGGCAUAUAGGUUAAAGCUAGCGCCAGAGAAUUUCCACACUCAAUACAAUAUUUUUUCUUUGAACAUUUUAUAAUGCUUAUACGCAACAAUUUACCUAAAGUUUGCCUUUGCACAAACAAUGAAAUUUUACCCUGUACAUUACUUUUCUCUUCGCUUAUUGCGCCACUUUGAAAAUGAAAAGAAACAUAAGACCAAAAAAUGAAAGGAAAGGAAAAGACCAAAACGAAAGAAAACUAUGUAAAACAAGGAAUGUAGAGUGAUAGAAGCAAAAUUAAAGAAAGAAAUAAAUAUGAUAGGUAGUAAAAAAUCAAUGUAAAAAUUAACAAAAGGAACGAAAUGGAACGAUCGGAACAAACUUAUCCGUUGCAUUAAAAAAAUAGUCCAAUGUUUUUAUGUGUUUCCACAUUUUUCAUCUACUGUAAGAAAUACAGUAGUGUUAUGCAAACCAACCAGAUUUAUUCCGUUCAUCAAAAGAAACGAUCGUUUCUGGUGAAGCGGUUUACCAAGCAAGCUAACGAGUGGAGACGCCCAGUGGUUUAGUAGUAGACAAUCAAACGACCGUUUCCCUCGUAAACCAAAGUCAAUUAACAUAUAGUCCUUUACAAAAUGAACGAAAUAAACGAAGUCCUUUACGUAAUGAAUGAAGCAUCGAUAGUUCCGUAGAAUUCUGGUUGUUUCGUCUCGAGCCUGUUUAUCUCUCGAUGAUACAAAUUUUAAAAAUCUAUACAAACCAUCACGGUCACGCACGAAGAAAAGGAAACAAUGGUCAUAAUAAAGAAUCGUUUUCAUGUUUCGAA